AGUUUUUAAUCUCAUAAUAAUGCAAUAGAUUUUUAUAUAUUUUGCUAAAAUAUUCUUAAAAUGGAAAAUCUGAUUUCGCCGAAAAAUGAUCCGUCUAGUGAUGUUGAUCCUAUUAGUGAUGCAAAAUUAGAAGUAUCGGAACAAAAAUUAGAAGAUACAAUUGAUAAUCUGCCAUUAAGUGAUGUAGAAACAUUUACAAAAAUUGAAGACAUUGGCAACGCGAGUGGAGUAAGUGCUUGCAUUGCUGGCAAUGAAACCACAUUUGAAGAAAAUGAUUCUAUUGCUAAUAGAGAAGUCUUACUUCUUGAUAAUUAUAAUGAAGCAAGGACUGAUGUGGUAUUCGUAAAAGAAUGUACUCCUAUCGAAAAUAGCAAAAUUAUUGAAAUCGAAUUAUUGAAUUUGCCGAAGGAAACUCAAUAUAACCGUAACAAAGGUGCUAUACCAAAAACCACAAUAAGUAUGUACAAAAAAAAUAAGAAGGCAAAGAAAUCCGAAAAGGAGUUUCGUACACUGUUCGAUAAAAGUCGUGAUCACUCCAGCAAAGAUUCUAGUUCUGAUGAAGCCAUUACAAUAGUAGCAACCGGAAAAGCCAAACCUGAUAACAGUUUUGAAAUUGAAGGUGUAAAGCUUAAUCCGAACAAAGGGAAUAAUGAAGUAGAAGUACUCGAAACCGCAACAUCUUAUUUGAUGGAUUCAGAUCUUGAUGAAACUGAACUGGUUUACUUUCCAGGUAAUUUAAAUGCUUACGAUUCUCAAAACGUAUCCAAUUUGGAUGUGGAGAAGGUACCACCUACAUUGUCAUCGUCGGUUACGAUUAAGAGUUCUUAUGCAGAUGUUUCUGAUAGCAGUAGCACAGAUGAUGAAUCAUAUACCUUGCUAAGUAUAUUAUUUCGAAAUCGUUUGAAAACUAUAGAAAAGCAAUUUGAAAGUAUAGACGAAUAUAUCGGUAGCGCAGAUAUUUUAGAAACAACCCGAAAAAGUGACUUAGAGUUUAUUUUUAAAAAGAUGAAGUUUGACAUACAGUCCUUGGAAAAUUAUUUGUUUAAUCCGAAUUUACAUAUAACAAAACCAAAAAUUAAAACUCUUCAAAUUCAGCUCCGUAAAAUUUUAGCAUUGAAUAUAGGACUCCGUGGUAAAGUGUACGUGAAACGUAAUACAAUUACCUACGCCCUAAAGCAGCUUGAUAUUGCAGCAAAACAACCCAAAACCCCCUCUGAAGACAAUAAUUGGACUAUGACAAAUAUGAAAAAUAUACAUAUUUUUUUUCGAAGGGAAGAAGUUUGUGAUAAAGACAUCAGUUUCUGCAAAAUGAAAACAACUCUUAUUGAAAUUCAUGGCAAUCCAAAUUCACUAUAUCUCAAAAAUUUUUCUGAUUCCAUGAUUAUAUGCGGACCAGUCACUGGAACAAUAUUUUUGGAGGAUUGUAUAGAAUCAAUUCUUGUAGUUGCAUGUAAACAGAUACGCGUAAAGGAUUCAGAGGUCUGCUAUUUAUAUUCGCAUGUGUCAAAUUAUAUAGCACUAGAAAAUUCAAGACGAAUUAUGAUUGGAGUGUAUGAAAACGACUACCCGCGCAUUGAUGUGGACAUUAGUAAUGCUUCUCUAAAUAUGGAAUCAAAUAACAAUACCAAUGUCGACGACUUCGGUUGGAAUACUGAAACUUUUGGGCAAUCUACGAAUUGGAGUAUGUUGGAAUACAAUGAGGCGCCGACCAUAAAGGAAAUGAAAAUGAAAAUAUUAAAUAAUAUUAAACUUAAAAUAAAGGAUCUUGAAGAUCAAUUUUGAUGUUAUACUGAAAUUGAAUUUAAAAUUUUUGUAAAGGAAUUUAA
Messenger RNA from Teleopsis dalmanni, 1826 nucleotides. RefSeq lists its product as uncharacterized. The transcript has a single exon. The record is from RefSeq and is a predicted model, not a curated record. Lineage: Eukaryota; Metazoa; Arthropoda; Insecta; Diptera; Diopsidae. Gene Ontology annotation, biological process: tubulin complex assembly; post-chaperonin tubulin folding pathway. The coding region runs from base 61 to 1782 and encodes 573 amino acids. Gene Ontology annotation, cellular component: cytoplasm.